Molecule: messenger RNA, 378 nt
Organism: Tricharina praecox
Lineage: Eukaryota; Fungi; Ascomycota; Pezizomycetes; Pezizales; Pyronemataceae
Product: mitochondrial 54S ribosomal protein YmL38/YmL34
Exons: 3
Coding region: 1-378 (125 amino acids)
Biological process (GO): translation
Cellular component (GO): ribosome; mitochondrial large ribosomal subunit
Molecular function (GO): large ribosomal subunit rRNA binding; structural constituent of ribosome
Source: RefSeq, a predicted model, not a curated record
AUGUUAAACUGUAUCGACAACUCCGGCGCGGCGCUCGUCGAAUGCGUCAAAGUGCUGAAGAUGAAGCGCGCCGCGAAAGUCGGCGACAGGAUCGUAGUGGUAGUGCAGAAGCAGCGCAGUCUCGGUAACGAGCUCAGCGGACAGGCGGCGGCGGCACAAAAGGUCAGGCGUGGUGAUAUCUCCCACGCCGUCGUUGUCCGCACGAAAAAGAAGUACGGACGGAGUGACGGAUCGUUUGUCCGCUUCGAUGAUAAUGCGUGCGUCUUGAUCAAUAAGGCUGGAGAUCCUAUGGGGACGAGAUUGAAUGGUGCUGUUGCGCAGGAGCUGAGGGGGAAGCAGUGGUCCAAGAUUUUGUCGUUGGCGCCGGCUUACGUCUAG